AUGAGAGUGGGGACCCCCAUGAAUGGGAUCAGGGUCUUUAUAAAGAAGCCCCCGGAGAGCUCCCUGACACCUUCCUCCAGACAAGGACAGAGUGAGAAGACGCUGUCCAUGAACCAGGGAGACGGACCACAGCAGACGCUGACUCUGCUGGCACCUCGAUCUUGGACUCGCAGCGACCAGACCCCCCCCCCGGUCCCCACCACGGCCACGUCCACCCUGUCCGCCUGCUCCAGCAUCCUGAGCUACGAGCGGCUCUGCCUGCCCGGUUCCUGCACCGGCCCCUGCUGGCAGGUGGACGACUGCCCAGAGAGCUGCUGCGAGCCCCCUGCCGCGCCCCCAGCUGCUGCGCCUCAGCCCCUGCCUGACCCUCGUCUGCGCCCAGUGAGCUGCGUGUCCAGCCACUGCCGCCAACCAGCCUGCAGCAGCCCUGCCCCCUGCCAGCAGGCCUGCUGCGUGCCUCCUGUCUGCUGCGAGCCUGUCUGCUGCACACCUGUCUGCUGCAAGCCUGUCUGCUGCACACCUGUCUGCUGCGAGCCUGUCUGCUGCGAGCCUGUCUGCUGCAAACCUGUCUGCUGCGAGCCUGUCUGCUGCACACCUGUCUGCUGCACGCCUGUCUGCUGAGAUCCUGUCUGCUGCGAGCCCGUGUGCUGUGAGGCCGCCCCCUGCUCAGCCCCCUCGUGCCGCCAGCCCAGCCCCUGCCCCCCGUCCUGCCGCAGACCCUCCUCCUCCGUGUCCCUGCUCUGCCGGCCCGUGUGCUGUGCCCACCCCUCCUUCCAGCCCAGCUGCUGCCGCCUGGCCUCCUCCGUGUCCCCGCCUCGGGGCCCACCGUCCCCAAAGCCGGCAAGGGAGGCGGGCGUGGCAGCUGAAGUCUCGGACCCUGAGCGGGCCCUGGGCUCCUCCCACGCCCACCCCCUGCCUGUGCAGGUUAAAGAAAACAGGCCGACUGCCGGCUCUGUGGGCGUCCACGCCGGCUCCGUGGGCGUCCACGCCGGCUCCGUGGGCGUCCACGCCGGUCAGGCCACAGCGCAGACUCGGAAGGAGAGAAUCGGUCAGAGACAGCCAGGUCUCUACUUUGGAGAGCUUGUGUAG
Kogia breviceps (pygmy sperm whale) is the source of this 1089-nucleotide messenger RNA. RefSeq names its product keratin-associated protein 10-8-like. Gene Ontology annotation, cellular component: keratin filament. The record is from RefSeq and is a predicted model, not a curated record. Lineage: Eukaryota; Metazoa; Chordata; Mammalia; Artiodactyla; Physeteridae.